ACUGGAAUACUGAAAAUUGCAUUUCAACCUGCUGCUGAUUCCAGACAGUGAACUGGGUGAGGUAGAACUCAAAGUGAAAGUAACUUUCUUGACCAACUGGCUUUGUUUCUGCUUGCUGUGUUUUAAGCUUUGCUGUGAGACAAAAUGUCUGUCAGAAGAGAGAAUGAUCUCUCCUGUGUUAUCUGCCAUGACAUCUUCAAAAAUCCUGUUGUCCUGUCAUGUAGCCACAGCUUUUGUAAAGAAUGUCUGCAGAAAUGGUGGAAGGGGAAACCAACACGUGAGUGUCCGUGCUGUAAGAGAAGAUCCUCAAAGAGUGAACCACCUCGUAACCUGGCAUUAAUGAACCUGUGUGAGGCCUUCUUAGUGGAGAGAGAUCAAGGAGCUUCAGCAGAGUCUGAGACUCUCUGCAGUCUGCACUCUGAGAAACUCAAACUCUUCUGUCUGGACCAUCAGCAGCCGGUGUGUAUCCUCUGCAGAGAUUCAAAGAGACACAACAACCACAGAUUCAGACCCAUCGAUGAAGCUGCACAGGAUCACAAAGAGGAGCUGCAGAAAUCUCUGAAGACCUUACAGGAGAAGCUGAAGCUGUUUGAACAAGUUAAAGGAAACUGUGACCACACAGCACAACAUAUUAAGGUCCAGGCCCUACACACAGAGAGGCUGAUUAAGGAGCAGUUUAGGAAACUUCACCAGUUUCUACGAGAUGAAGAGGAGGCCAGGAUCUCUGCUCUGAGAGAUGAAGAGGGGCAGAAGAGUCACGUGAUGAAGGAGAAGAUUGAGGCUCUGAGCAGAGAGAUAGCAGCUCUUUCAGACACAGUCAGCGCCACAGAGGAGGAGCUGAGAGCUGAAGACGUCUCAUUCCUGCAGAACUACAAGGCUGCAGUGGAAAGAGUCCAGCAGCGCCCCCUGCUGGAUGAUCCACAGCUGGUCUCAGGAGCUCUGAUAGAUGAGGCCAAACACCUGGGCAACCUGAUCUUCAACAUCUGGAACAAGAUGAAGAAGAUGGUCUCCUACACUCCUGUGAUUCUGGAUCCAAACACAGCGGACCCAGAACUUUUCGUCUCUGACGAUCUGACCAGUGUGAGAUCUGGAGAACGACGACAGCUUCCAAAAAACCCGGAAAGGACCAAAUUCACCUGCUCCAUCCUCGGCUCUGAAGGAUUUAACUCCGGGACUCACAGUUGGGACGUUGAGGUCGGGGACAACAAGGACUGGGAACUGGGCAUGUUGGCAGAAUACAUCCAGAUGAAGGGACGCCUACAGUCUGGAUUGUGGAGAAUUUUGUUCUCCGAUGGAAAACUCACAGCGUUCUCCUCACUAGAUCAAGAAAAAGAUCUGCCACUGAAAAAGAAGCUCCAGAGGGUCAGAGUUUAUCUGGACUUUGAGAAAGGAAAACUGUCAUUCGCUGAUCUUGAUACUAACACACACAUACACACCUUCACACACACCUUCACUGACACCCUGUUUCCGUACAUUUACACUGAGAACCACCUCCCACUGAACACCCUGUUUCCGUACAUUUACACUGAGAACCACCUCCCACUGAAGAUUUUACCAGUGAAGGUCUAUGUGGCAGUGGAAAAGCGCAGUUAAAGAUUUUUAUGAUAGGGUUGGGCAGUAAGACAAUAUGUACCGUGACAUAAAAUUUGUCAGCAGUCAUUUCUGUUGACUGUUCACCAAGGUAUCUUAUUAAUAUGUCUGGUUUUAUUGGGCCACUGGGAGCAACACUGGGUGGAGGCUGUUUAGGGCAAUGUUGAAUUUACAGGUUUAUUGCAUCAAUGUGAAGAAGUACUCUGAUUUUAUUUAUGCAAGUUAUUAUGAUGGCUUCUUCCUCUCAUAUUACAAUGCUAAAAAAAUACUACAUUGGCAGGAUAUAUAAAGAAUGGUGUGCUAUGACUUUGGGUAGUAAUGUGGAUUUUUUUUUUCUUUCUAUAAAGACUGGGAAGUCCUUUGCAAGGCAUGAUCAAACAUGUACACGUUGUGGUAUACAGAUGAUGAGCUACUGCAGAAUAUUUGCGUUGAAGAUGUUAAAUGUGCCUUUCUAAAACAAGUCUUUCCUCAACUCCCUUAACAUUGUUUUCACUUGAAAUAAUCACCAGCAUCAGAAACUUGUAGGAGAAAACACAAGCAGGCCAAGCUGACAAAUAUCACUUUGUGUCAUCUCAUGGUAUCUCUGUAGCCGCUGCCCCUUGACGUACAUUUUAAAAUCAGGCUUAACAACAUACCAACUACAGGGCUUAUCACUGUGUGCGAGACAGCUAACACAUUUGUUACCAGUUAGAAAGCGGCAUUGCAGGCACAUUUGUUAAUGCCUUAAACCUGCAAACAUUUGAUUUCAGAAAUGUAUAAGCUGUGUUCAGGCUUUCCCACGCAUUAAUCAAUUGGUGGUGCAACACUACUACAUCUGCAUUUGCUGUCACAUUUUAGUUUAGACAUUAAUGUCUGUAGCAGACACCAAAUCAAUAACUUGUGUUUUUAUUGAGAUUAUUCUGAUUGUGGAACCAAUAAAAAUUAAGUGGAAAGU
Messenger RNA from Epinephelus moara (kelp grouper), 2524 nucleotides. RefSeq names its product nuclear factor 7, brain-like. The coding region runs from base 145 to 1593 and encodes 482 amino acids. Gene Ontology annotation, molecular function: zinc ion binding; protein binding. The record is from RefSeq and is a predicted model, not a curated record. The transcript has 2 exons. NCBI's taxonomy places the organism in Eukaryota, Metazoa, Chordata, Actinopteri, Perciformes, Serranidae.